AGUGCGCUGACGGACUUUUAGUGAGUUCACUGUUGUGCGCUGUCUUGUGCGUCGCACGCUCAGCAGCUCCAUCUGGGAAAAAGUGCGCGACUCCGCAGCGAUCAUACAUGCAAAUACAGCAAAGACUCCAGCUUCUCUCUGCAGCAGUCGUUUCCUCUAUACGAGCUUGAAUUCGCUUUUUUCUACUUGUGGCUCAACGUCAGGAGUGAAAUGGAUGUCAUCCCGAUGUGCAGCAUCUUCCAGGAGCUCCAGAUUGUGCACGACACGGGAUACUUUUCAGCUUUACCGUCCCUGGAAGAAUACUGGCAGCAGACAUGCCUCGAGCUGGAGAGAUACCUCCAGAGCGAGCCCUACGUCUCGGCCACGGACCUCAAAUUUGAGAACCAGGAGGACCUGUGGAGCAAGCUGAUGCUCGCCUGUGGGGACAAGCCGAACAAGUCCGACCCAAAGAUCCCCCACAUCAAGGAGGAAGAAGACAAUCAGGACAGUCAGCACCUUGAUGUUGGUGGCUUCAACUCCGAUGCCAGCAGCGAGGCCUCCGACAGCUCCGAGGAGCUCUCCCCGACCCUCGACUUCUCCUCCAACUCCUUGACCGACAUUCUGGGCGACAGCAGCGAAGACCUGGGCUCCGCCAUCAUCGGCACGCCGCCGUCCUCGCCCGAGCUCGGCAAGGAGGGCUCCGUGGCCCAGGUGUGGAGUGGGAUACAGACUGUGCUGCACUCGCCUGGGAAAAUAAGGACUGGUGCCAUAGAGAGGACCGUGGACAGAUCUGGGCUGACCAGUGGGGAAGCAUCUCCUGAUGGGAGGAGGCGGGUGCACAGGUGUCACUUCAACGGAUGCAGGAAGGUGUACACCAAGAGCUCGCACCUCAAAGCACACCAGCGUACCCACACAGGUGAGAAGCCUUACAGGUGUUCAUGGGAGGGCUGCGAUUGGCGCUUUGCACGGAGUGAUGAACUCACCCGACACUUCAGGAAGCACACUGGAGCAAAGCCAUUUAAAUGCAGUCACUGCGACAGGUGUUUCUCCCGUUCUGACCAUCUGGCGCUGCACAUGAAGAGGCACAUCUAAGAUGGCCUCCAUGUCGAGAGCUCAAAGGGAUGAUUCUGUUUGAUUGUCCUGACCUGUUGGGGAUCAGCGAGGCCGGUGUGUCCUGGGAGCGUUAACAGGGGCACCGCCAUGUUCCAGACAGUGGAAAAACAUGAAGCAACGCAGGCUAUUAUUUGCACCAUACUUAGUGCCUCCAACACCUCGCUGUGGAGACUGCUCAUGAAAGGCUUUUACAGAGGAGAAGGAGAGCAAAGAAGAGACUUGGGGCGGAAAAAAGAAAAUGGGAAACAUCUUGGCCGCAGAAGAUGGAAAGAGACUCUUCUGUAUGGUGUUCAAUGCUUUUUUUGUUUUUUUCCAGGAGGAUUAUGGGACUCCGUGGGUGGGGGGGGGGGGGGUCGCCAUUCCUCCAUUGACAGUGUGUUUGCCUGUGCGCAUGGGACUGUGAGUGCCUGUGACUGGAUGCCUGUGCUGGCUUUAUGGAGCGGAUGGAGCUUGCAUUGUGGAACUGUGAGUGAAUGACAUGGAGGGGGUGAUGUUAUCCAAGUGAGGCUUUCUUUGUUGAGGGGGUGUUAUUAUGAAAAGGGUUUGGGGGAUAUGUGUCGUCUCACUAAGAGUGAAUGCAAGCAAAAGGUUCUGUCUGUGUUGAUUGAGUCUGUUCACAGUGGCAGGGAGCAGGGGGUUGUGUGGUCGCGCAUUUAGCGAGAGGCUGCCCCCUUCCAGCCAGGAGGUGGAAGUACAGCUCCCUGUCCAAAUGUGGGAGGUUGUUGUUCUUUUUUUUAUUUUUAAACUUUUUUUUUUUUUUUUUAGUGCAGCUAUUAAAUGUGCAAUGUAUUACAUAGCUUGUCUCAAAACAUACAUGCUAUAAAGCUCAUUUUGUUGUCCAUUGUGUAAGCGUUCUAUCUUAAAAGGAAGAAAAAAAAAACAGUUGUACACAACAAACAGUUAUUGCCAUUAUAACACAAGUUGCAUGGUGUCUGGGGAUGUGUUGCUCACUUGUUUGCUUAUAGGACAACAAAAUUAAUUCAAGAGCAGCUACCGUCAUAAUACGCAAAAUCAUAGUAUCGUAAGAAAACAAAAAAAACAAAACAAAAAAAACAACACAUAAGGCAGUUUUUUUUUUGUUUAAAGAAAUUGGGGAUACCACUAUAACUUAGCCACAGUCUUGAUCGUGGGAUUUUCCUUCCUUUUUUCACAUAUUCUUCACCUUUUGUUUCUUUUUUUCUCUCUGUAAAUGCACUGUUGACUUUACUGAUGCCUUAUGUAAGUGGCCUUGUCCUGUUUAAUAGAUCUCUCCACACACACGUACACCAAACGGCCAUUGCGAAUGCAGUAGUGCGUUAUUGAAUAGCUUUAUAAAGGCUCUAACCCAAACAGCUGCACCUUCUCGUCCCUUUCUCUCACAACAGUUCCUCUUCACUCUUAAAUAUACAAAAAAAAAUACCAUACAUCAGCUUCAUCAUUACUGCCAUUUUUGCAUUUUAUUUCCUUUUUUUUGUUGAAUAAUCAUAAAAUAUACAGAACUAAAUCAUAUUUUCCAAAACGACCCAGAUCUAAGACAGAAUUGUGGAGUAUGUGGAGUAAACGCAAUUUACUCUUAUAGUGUUUUACUACUAUGUAGUAUGAGAUGGUGUGGUUGCACUGCAGAUUAAUUGUAACUUGCUACAACAGGUACAGAGCCUUGGAAACAUGUUCUCAUGAAAUGUUGUGUGGUCGGUCGCCAAGGUGGUGCCGAAUUAAGAGUUCACAGCGAAGAAAGCAUUUAAAUCAGGGCCGAUUCAGCUAGUUUAUAUGUGAUAAGUGUGUAGUCUCAAGUGUCCGUUGAAGUGAUGACGGUAGUCUCAAUCAUGAGUUUGUUUUGAUGUUCCAUGUUUUAUUGAUUCUCUCUCUUUCUCUCUCUCAUUGUGAGCUAUUACCUCUGCUCAGUCAUAGUUUGAAAGACCCUGAUCUGGAUAAACGGUACCGAGACCAGUCUGACCAGUUCAGCUGAGCUGUGCUAAAGGUCUGCAGGUUUCUGUCUCUCUAUGUAAACUGAGAUGGGACAGGGACCAGAUUCUGUCUGUACUAACGUCACCAUAAGCAUGUUUUCACUUAAGUUUCAAGAAUUCAACAGUGCUCUUCUGUAGCUGAUCAAAUUCUCAGAUUUUUCUAUUUCUUACUUUCUUUUUUUGUUUGAACUCAUUCACUUCACAGUUGAGUAAUUUCAUCACCGUUUCCUCGUUUGAGCCCCGACACUUCCACCGGUUUCAUCGAAACAUAAUCUGAAGAAUUGUUGAGAAAGAACUCACUUUGUUCAAUCAUUAAUUUACAACUUGAAGUAUGUUACUCUGUAGUCACAUCACAGGCAGGACAACUUGUUGUAGAUUAAAGAAAAUCUGUUGGCAAGGCUUCUUUUUACACUGAGAAAUGUCAAAAAUGCAAAGAUGUGUUACGUUGUAAACUACUGCAAGGAAUUUUGUAAGGAAGCUUCUAUUUUAAAUGAGUAUGGGACCAAAAACAAGUGCAGUGUGUUGUUUUUAAAUACGAAAGGAAAAAAAAGUUUGGAGAUAUACUGUAAAAUAGAAACACUCAAUUCUCUAUUAUUUGCUUGUGUAACAUCUUUGUUUUUUGAGAAAUGAAUAGUGAGAUUGAGCAUUGUACAUUUUCAUUGGUAUCAAUAGCAGACACACCUGUGGCCUAUCACCUUCAAAGAAAAACAACCUAUUCAGACAUGAAUUGUUGCGGACACGUGAAUUGUCAUAAACUUGCAUUCUGGUGCCCAACAAGUUUUUCCUUUUCUUUUCUUUUUUUAAUAUUUGGCAUGUAAUUUGUCAUUUCUUCCUCUCAACUUUUCAGAUACCUGCAAAGAUGCCGUAUCUUUAGCUAGAUAAUCUUUAUUGGAAAAACAUGGAAAAUACAAGGCUCUAUUUUUGUUUGUUUUAUGGCAUAAGAUUUUUUCAUUUGAAAUUUUUUUGUAAAAUAGUUUCUGUAUGAAUGUAUUUUUUAUUGGAAAAAGGAUAAAAAUACUUUAUUGGUU
Messenger RNA from Cololabis saira (Pacific saury), 4063 nucleotides. RefSeq names its product Krueppel-like factor 6. The record is from RefSeq and is a predicted model, not a curated record. Gene Ontology annotation, biological process: regulation of transcription by RNA polymerase II. Lineage: Eukaryota; Metazoa; Chordata; Actinopteri; Beloniformes; Belonidae. The transcript is spliced from 4 exons. Gene Ontology annotation, molecular function: DNA-binding transcription factor activity, RNA polymerase II-specific; RNA polymerase II cis-regulatory region sequence-specific DNA binding. Bases 211 to 1071 code for a protein of 286 amino acids.